UGCCUCGGGGGUGGUGGGCGUUUGCAGGGGGAGAGGAUGUCAAGAGGCGCCUCCUCCUGCCCUUGGAGGGGAGCGGGUCCGGAAAGGAGGCUCGGGAUCGGGUCCUCCUUGCGGGGGACGAGCCUCCUCCGCAGGUGUGAGCGGCGCCGCGGGCGAGGGGUGUGCCGCGCGUGUGGAGAGGCGCGGAGCGGGUCCGGUGCCAGGGACACCAGGGAGGGCCGGCCGGCGGCGAGCGGGGUUCACGCCGGGACAGGGCAGCCUGGGCUGCUGUAAUUGGAAAGCGAAGCGGGGAGGGGGAGGAGGUGACGGGCUGCCCAGGGCGCGUCUGAGGGGAGGCGAGGGCAGCCCAGAGAAGCCCAGCAGCGGUUGCAAAGCUGGCCUUAUUAUAGCCCCAAGUUUUUUCCGUGAGCUGCCAGCUCGGCUUCGGCCCGCCUCGGUGUUCCUCCUUGUAAUUCGUCCAGCGUUUGUGCCUGAGUUGCUUCAUAUUACUGUAAAGUGUUUGUGAGUUCAGCUUGCUCCCGCAGGAUUAAGCUAAAAUGACUACUGUAUAAAUGUCAUAGAAUAAAUGGCGUCCAAAGUAACAGAUGCUAUAGUCUGGUACCAGAAAAAGAUUGGGGCAUAUGACCAGCAAAUAUGGGAAAAAUCUGUAGAACAAAGAGAAAUCAAGGGUUUGAGAAACAAGCCAAAGAAAACUGGGCAUGUAAAGCCAGAUCUCAUAGAUGUUGAUCUUGUAAGAGGCUCUGCAUUUGCUAAAGCUAAACCAGAAAGUCCCUGGACAUCUCUGACUAGAAAGGGGAUUGUUAGAGUUGUUUUCUUCCCAUUCUUCUUCAGAUGGUGGCUACAAGUGACAUCAAAGGUUAUUUUCUUCUGGCUCCUUGUCCUUUAUCUUCUUCAAGUUGCUGCAGUGGCCUUGUUCUAUACAGUAGAAGCCACACAUAAUAUACCUCUGACUGAGGUAAUAGGUCCUGUAUGGCUCAUGUUGCUCCUUGGAACUGUGCAUUGCCAGAUUGUUUCAACAAGAACCCCUAAACCACCUCCAAGUACAGGAGGGAGAAGGCGAAGGAAAUUAAGGAAAGCAGCACAUUUGGAAGUACAUAGGGAAGGAGAUGGCUCUAGUACCACAGAUAACACACAGGAAGGAACAGUGCAGAGCUACGGUACAAGCACCUCUUACAGUAUUGGCGCUGUCUUCAGAGAUAUCUGGCAUGCUGCUUUCUUUUUAUCGGGAGCAAAGAAAGCAAAGAAUUCAAUAGAUAAGUCAACAGAGACUGACAAUGGGUACGUCUCGCUUGAUGGAAAAAAGACCGGUAAAAACAAUGAAGAUGUUUUACAAUCCCAGGAGCCGCAGUGUGAAGUUAUCAGAUCAGAAGAGACAUGCUGGAGCACAGGAGCAGUCAGAAAUUCAUUCAGUAAUACAAAUCAUCACAAAGAUAAUCACAGAACAGUGACAAAUAUGUCUGAUGAAGUUUCAAGCGAAGAGGGACCAGAAGCAGGAUAUCCCUUGCGCCGUAACGCAGAACGUACUUCCAGUGACUGCACAUUUCGGAACAGGAAAUCCCAUCAUUAUAAGAAACAUUACCCUGUGGAGGAUAUCCCUAAAUCAGGCACUAGUUGCAGUUCGCGAUGCUCAAGUUCCAGACAAGAUUCUGAGAGUACAAGACCAGAGUCUGAGACAGAAGAUGUCUUGUGGGAGGACCUUCUGCAUUGUGCAGAGUGUCGCUCCUCUUGCACCAGUGAGACAGAUGUGGAGAACUCUCAAGUUAACACAUGUAUAAAGAAAGAGUAUAGAGAUGACCCAUUUCACCAGAGUCACCUGCCCUGGUUUCAUAGUUCUAACCCUGGGCUCGAAAAAGUAAGCGCAAUUGUUUGGGAAGGUAAUGACUGCAAAAAGGCUGAUAUGUCAGUGCUUGAGAUCAGUGGCAUGAUAAUGAACAGAGUAAACAGCUAUGUACCAGGAAUAGGAUAUCAGAUUUUUGGAAAUGUCGUCUCUCUAAUCCUGGGUUUAACACCGUUUGUAUUUCGAAUUUCCCAAGCUAAGGAUCUGGAGCAUUUAACUACACAUUCUGCUGCUGAACUUUAUACUAUUGCAUUUGGGUCAAAUGGAGACAUGAUGGUUCUUUCCAUGGUUGUAGUAUGCUUCAUAGUUCGUGUUUCCCUUGUAUGGAUAUUCUUCUUUUUAUUAUGUGUGGCUGAGAGAACCUACAAACAGAGGCUACUUUUUGCCAAACUCUUUGGCCACCUAACAUCUGCAAGAAGGGCACGGAAGUCUGAGGUUCCUCACUUCCGACUAAAGAAGGUGCAGAAUAUCAAAAUGUGGCUUUCCCUCCGCUCCUAUCUAAAGCGUCGAGGUCCUCAACGAUCAGUUGAUGUAAUAGUCUCAUCUGCUUUUUUGUUGACUCUUUCAGCUGUAUUUAUCUGCUGUGCACAGCUACUUCAUGUACAUGAGAUCUUCCUUGAUUGCCAUUACAAUUGGGAACUAGUGAUAUGGUGCAUUUCAUUAACUCUCUUUCUUUUAAGAUUUGUUACACUUGGGUCUGAAACAAGUAAAAAAUACAGCAAUACCUCAAUAUUACUUACUGAACAGAUCAAUUUGUACUUGAAAAUGGAAAAGAAGCCGAACAAAAAAGAAGAACUGACAUUAGUGAACAAUGUUUUGAAACUUGCUACAAAAUUACUCAAGGAACUGGACAGCCCCUUCAGGUUAUACGGAUUGACAAUGAAUCCUCUGCUUUAUAACAUCACUCAAGUUGUCAUUCUAUCUGCUGUUUCUGGUGUUAUCAGUGACUUGCUUGGAUUUAAUCUAAAGCUCUGGAAGAUCAAAUCCUGACAUUUUUUCCAAAAAAGGGAAAAUGGACACAAUCCUCUGGAGAAGAGAACCGGUCGACUAAGCUGCCUCAAAGCAGUUGCUGAUUCUUUAUUUCAAAAGUUUCGAUCUCUACAUGGAUUAUCAUUUGCAAAGUUGAAGUGUUUACAUCUGACUGUCUUGUGCAAUCUUAGUAUUUAUUUUACCUUUUCAUUUUUGUAAAUUUUAUUUUAGCUGACAUUGUAUUUCAUUUUGAAACAUUAAUAUACUUUGGUUAUUGAGAGGGUUAAAAAAAUGGAUAUCCAGAUACUUGAGAUCCUGGCAAUUGGUCACACUAAAUUGCUCAAAUAUGCUUCAUCUGUUGAGAAAGGUGAAGCUCUAAUGCUAGGCUUUUAUACUUCAGAAUUUCUUGUUACAUCAAUGUCAUGCUGAAGUCACUUUAUUGAACAUGUAUUAUAAAAUGUUUAAAACAUUUUAUUUUGUACCUUCCUUUCAGGGGUAGUAUCAGAGCACCAGCAUAUUGUUGGUUACAGUAGAAAGUGACGUUUACUGUAAUUACAAUGCAGUAGGCCAGGUUAACUACAUUUUAAUAUAGAUAUAUAUAUAAAUGCUAGAGCCAGCACGUUUCUUACUGAAGCGAUUCCAGGAUCCUAAAUAUAUUGAUCUGAAGUUUUAAGCAUUGUUGAAGAUUAUUAAGGUAUUACAUAGCAGGUCAACAAGUGCUCUUUGAUAACAUUUUUAUUGGAGCAAUAACUGUAAACUGUUACUGUGCUGUAAGAUAUUUUGAUAAAAAUUAGCUAUAGUAUUUAUUUGAGACACUGGGCUGUUUGCACAGUUCUGACUGUGCCGCUCAAUAUGUGCACUUUUAUUGUUACUUAAAUAGUGAUCUUUAUAUAUACUAAAUAGAAUAUAUUAUGGUGGACUAUGGUGCAAUAGUGUUACAUUUGCAAGAUCAAUAUAUUAUGUAGGAAUGCUCUCCCAUAGUACACUGUAGUAUAUGUGACUUAUACCACACAGAGAAUAUAAAAAAUUGUAAGAUAAGCAACUUUUGAAAUUGUAAUUUUCAAAACUCAGUCUUAAUCCUGUUUAGAAGGAAGCACUGGUUAUUCAAUUGAAUCCCCUUGAGUUGCAAAAAUGGACUAUGGUUUUAUCCAUAUGUGCUUGGGAGUAAAUCCCACUGAAUUUAAACACUGGCUUAGCUUGCUGUUUACUCAGAAGUGAGUCCGAAUGUUCAUUGGGUUUACUUCCAGGUAAGUGUGCAGCCUGCAGUGAUUUCAGCAGGAUGCUUUUAGGACUGAUGCCAGAUCAUGACCAUGUCGUAUCUCUUUUUAUUUAAUUUCCAAAAGACGUAAGCUGCAUUUCUGUAUAUCCCCCCCCCCCCCCCCAGGAAUAAGCCCCACCGACAUCACUAGGGCUUCAUAUAGGACUGCACUUUACAGAUAACAUUAGCCGGUGUUAUCUUUAGCAACAAGUAACUAAUUUUAAAUUAUGAAGUGGAAGUGCUCAGAUUGAACACCGAUGACACCUAUAACCGAGCCACUGUGAUCUAGCAAAGUGCUGCUUCAGAUGCUCUGUGCCUACCCGAGACCUCUGGGAUUGUCCCAUUCUCUUCAGUGGAGUGGCCAAAUUUACACGCACAAAUAUAUAUAUUUGCCUCUCCCUUAAGUGGAUGAAUAAUCCUCAUGCUCAGUGUAUGUAUUGGAGCACACAGGAUUCCGGAUGAAAGGAAGGGCAUCUGUACAGCUAUUGGUUCACUAUGUUGACCGCCUCUCCAUUUCCCUUCCAAUAUGGCUUGGCUGAAAAUUUUAUAGAGCUGUCAAUUUGAGCUACGAAGUGUGAUUUAAAACACCAUGUCAAAAGGGACAAACCCUAUCAUGUUGAGCAUACAUAUAAUAUUCUGAACUGGAUAUUGUGUGAAUUGUGCUUAUUAUUUCAAAAAACAUCUAUUGGACUGUAAACAAUAGAAAAUAAUGUAGCUGAUCUGAAGAAAAUAAUAACGAACCCUUCCAAAACUCCCAAUUCCAGAAUUAUUGCAGUACAGUAUAUACUUGUGUGGUAUAAGGUAUUUUUAUAUAUAAAGCAACACAAACAUUUUAUAUUUUAUUUGUUUCUGUACUAAUGUUUAAUAAUGUUAAUAAUGACCAAAGUGCAUUCUGUUAUUGUUGGGUUUUUCACCCCCCCCAAGGAAUGUAUUACUGGAGCUUUAAGAACAUGCUAUGUCUAGUUUAUAAUGUACAAAACUUAGGUUCUGUGAUCUCUUGUUCUUCCUUUAUGUUGUCUGAUGUUGGGAUUGUUGUUUAGGAAUUGCCUAUUUUAUAUCACCCCUCCCCCCCCUCAAUAUGGUACAGGCCUGCACAGAACUAAAUUUUGCACAGAAUACAUUUUAAGAAUAAAAAAGGAACAGUUUGAGUUGUGUAGGGGUAAAUAAUGACUGUUUCCACAGUCUGCCACUCUUUCCCCCGUUUUUUAAUUAAAAAGUUGUUUUAAGAAUUAAAAUGUUUUUAGACACUUAAAGUUGACUAUGAUCUCGUUAAAGAGUAGCAGCAAUUUGACUGCAAAGAAGUUUGAUUGUAACUACACUAUACCUCAGCAACUAGCAGUAUGCUAGAUUGUUGCACUAAUUAGGACAGCAUGCGAAAACCUAGAAAUGAGGACUUGCAAAUAUGAAAAAAGUACUUCCCAAUAAAAACAGGUGUGUUUUAAAUGGUUGCCAUUUUGUACAUCAAUCAUGCAAGUGAAUUGUUAAGUGUGUUUUACAUCCCUUAUAUGGAAAAAUAGACGUGAGCAAAAAAGUGGCAGAUCUUGUGUGCAAACUGUUUCUGACACAUGUUUGUAAUAGACAGCAUGAUCAGGCUUGGAAUAAAACAGUCUGUGGCUGAUGGUAUUAAACAAAGCAUUGGAUUGCGUUUUUAUUGUAACAAAAUUAGCAGGUGCCUUACAAAAAGCAUAAAGUCGUAAGAAAAAUACAAUUUCAGUACAAUUCAGUUGGAGGAGGAGAACGAAGACUUUAAUUCAGCACAUCUUUUUGAUUAUGUAAAGCUUAGAAGCUCAUAUUUCAACGCCUAGUUUUUGCAGGAAGAAGGCUUAUUAAUUGGGAUAGUCUAAUCUACCUUGAGGGUCCUAAUUAGAAAAGUGAAGUAUUAAAUAUUGAAAAAGUAAACAUACCAUUAAAGUAAUAAAGAUAAUAAACUACUACUGUAAAAUAAAAUACUAACCUUUAAAGUUUUUACAAUCCUGUUUACAUUUACCUGGGAGUAAGCUGAGUUGAGCAUUGUUGCAUUUCUGGGUAAACACCUAUCUUAUGUAGUGCAGGAGUACCUUAUCUCAAGAAAGCGCAAGAAUUGCGUAAGUUAUAAAAUGGGUGUAUAUAUCCUGGCAUGUGAAGACUGGCAUGUCGUCAUCCCCAUAUCAGGUAAUAGCAGGCACCUGAUCUAUAAGUGGAAGGAACACACACUGUCUUUAAUUGCCCUGUUCCAACAGGAAAUCAGUUGAAAGUGCCGCUUGGCAGCUAAGUUGAAAAGUAUGAUCCAGGAGUUGGGAUUGAAUACUUUCGAAUGCAGCCAUCUGUCAUUGCAGAGCACAGGAGGCAGUGGGGAGGUGGAAAAGGUCCUUUCCCUCGGAACAAUAGAAGGCCGGUCAUUCGUGAACCUGAGCAGACCUGCACCAACAUUUCAGCCCCAGAAAAAUGGCCUUUCACCUUUUUGAAUUGGAAGACGUAGUUUUCCCCCCUACAUAAUUAGUUUCCAAAAGUCUGCAUAUCUUUGCAGCUUUACAGACUUGAGGCUAUUUCAUAAUAUUGCACCUUCCUAUGCUAAAAUUAUUUGGCACUUUAUUAUUUAUUGCAGACAUAACCAGAAUUGUGGAGGCUUACUUGCCGAAGUAAAGAUAAGGCAUGAAUAAUCCGAUGAAUUGCAUACUGUUCUGUUUAAAAGGGGAGAUGAGUGCUUUUUUGCUAGCUUUCUGGGCAGAAAUAUCACCGACUGCUAUUUGGUGUGAGAACCUAAUAUUAGAGCAACAGUACUAUGUUUUUCUGGUUGCUGGGGGAAGCUGGGAUUCUUUGACUGGUUUUCACUGAGGAAUGGUGAAUGAUCUUGCCAGCUACGGUACUACCAAUCCUUGCCUGCAGUUUGUAUCCACAGCGGGAGAAUGCUGGAAAUCACUUCUGAGGCACCACAAUUCAUAAAGAAAACCACCAAAGUGGUCUCAAAUUCCUCUGAAUGUGAGGUUUUAACUAGGUGCAAAAAGACCUUUAAAUAUUCUUAAAAGGAUUUUCCCUCCCUUUAGACAAAAUUAAAAUGGUGUAUUUAUUUUCAGUGUUUUAACAAACAAUGGCCAAACUGUUCCCUUGUUGCAUCUCAUUUGACCUAAUAUAAAUAUUUUUUCUGUUUAGCAGCUGCAGCCUCCUUUUAUUCUUGUUCAGUCCUUAGAAGUCAUUAUUUACUAACAGCUCCCAAAUGAGUUUAAUCUAUCUGUUAAUGAAAGUUAUUUAUGAGGUUACUGUCAUUCUAGCGCAAUCAUAGCCCUAAACCCUAAGCACCGAAGACAUGAUCAUGAAUUAAAUGAGUAUCUUUUCUGUUUUUCUGAAAGUGCAGCCAAAUGGGAUGGAAGUCAUCUUAAAAGCCCAAAUGGCUGCUUUUCUAUGUAAACUCAAGCUGACAGCCCAACAGAGCAUUUAUAGGAUUUGAACCC
Molecule: messenger RNA, 7492 nt
Organism: Zootoca vivipara (common lizard)
Lineage: Eukaryota; Metazoa; Chordata; Lepidosauria; Squamata; Lacertidae
Gene: PHTF2
Product: putative homeodomain transcription factor 2
Cellular component (GO): endoplasmic reticulum
Source: RefSeq, a predicted model, not a curated record